CGAAGUCUUUGAAGGGCGAAGCAAAGGAGUUGAAGAAACAUGGCGGCCAACGGCGUGAGAAGGGCCCUCAAUAAGCUAUCUUCGUCAUCAUCGACGACAGGGAGAACACUCUUCGCUCGUUCUUCUUCUGGUCCGAGUGUCGGAAAAUCAGCUGGAUUCGCUUUCUCGAACGGAUCAUCUUCAUCUCGCUCCUCACUUCGUAGGCUCACAUCCUCCAGGGUCCCAGUGGAACUGAGUGCAGGGAUGUCGCUUAUACCGUUACAUAGUGUUACUGCUUCAGCUUUACUCACUUCGUUGCUGUCUCUUAGCAAUCAGAGCUGGGGUUGCUUAUCUGAAGGAUUUGGAACGACACUAUAACAUGGACUGCGAGUUUUUGACUCCUCCAGGGUUUACUUGUCAGAUCCCAAGAAACCCUUUUCAUCAUUUCAUCAUCGGUGGUCUGCAGUUUUUUUUUUGUCCCCCAAAAGGUUUCAGAUAACAUUUCUCUUUGAAGAGCUCCUUUGUUGUGUCAUCUUCAGUUGGAUGAUUUCAUUACUUCAACAAUUCUGCUGAGGGAAAUAAACUUUGCUAGAGUUUUUACCUAAAGAUUAUCUAUUGAAAGAGUUCGAUUUCCAUUUCA
Molecule: messenger RNA, 619 nt
Organism: Raphanus sativus (radish)
Lineage: Eukaryota; Viridiplantae; Streptophyta; Magnoliopsida; Brassicales; Brassicaceae
Product: protein NUCLEAR FUSION DEFECTIVE 6, mitochondrial
Exons: 3
Coding region: 40-357 (105 amino acids)
Cellular component (GO): mitochondrion
Source: RefSeq, a predicted model, not a curated record